AUGUUGCUCUCUACCCUUCUAUUCGCUGCCUUGGCCUCGGCCGCUCCUCAAAUCCUCGAGAAGCUGAUCCAACCGCCUAGCACGAGUCCAUUCUAUGUUCCAGCUCCCGGCUGGGAGAUGACUGCACCAGGUACAGUGCUGCGUGUUCGAUCUGCACCGGGCAACUUGUCGUCCUUGUUCAACGCAAGUGCAGCAUACCACAUCCUCUACCGUACGACAGAUUCGCUCUACAAUGCUACCUACGCCGUCACAACCCUCUUUGUGCCCACCAGCGGCAACGGCUCUGCCCUACUCAGUUACCAGAUUCCGUACGACUCGGCCGAUGUCGACGCAAGCCCUAGUUAUGCGCUUUACGGCGGUGCAAACAGCGAUAUGAUGAUGGGUCUGAAGAAGGGUUGGUAUGUGCACACAACUGAUUACGAAGGGCCCACUGCAGCGUUCGUUGCUGGUGUCUUGUCUGGUCACGCUACUAUUGACUCGAUUCGCGCGGUCAAGGCCGUUGGUUUGGGUCUUGCGAGUAAUGCAAAAGUUGCACUUUGGGGAUACAGCGGAGGUGCACUGGCCAGUGAGUGGGCUAUCGAGCUUGCACCGAGCUAUGCACCCGAAUUGGAGAUCGCUGGUGCUGCUCUCGGUGGCCUUACGCCAAACGUAACAAGCGUGUUGUUGGCCACUACCGGCACCUUGUAUGCAGGUCUCAGCUUCCCAGGAACUCUUGGUCUUGCUUCGCAGCACCCGCAAGCACUGACAUACCUGCUCUCUCAGCUCAAGACGGACGGCCCGUACAAUCGCACCGGGUUCCUAGCUGCACGCAACUACACCCUCAAUGAAGCUAUUGUGGCCUACAACAAGCAAAACAUCUCCGACUACUUUGUCAAUGGCCUGACGACAUUGAUGAACCCUAUUUUGACUCGUGUCCAGGACUACGAUGGUAUCAUGGGCCGUCGUAACACACCGCAAGUGCCCAUGUUCUGGUACUCUGCUCAGGGUGACGAAGUAACCCCGAUUGUCAACACCGACAAGUUAUACACAAGAUACUGCGAAAUUGGCUACACCAAUGUCCUCUUCCAGCGUAACACUGUCGGCGGACACACAACAGAGAGCAGCAAUGGUCUUGGCCGCGCGAUGGAUUUUUUGAGCAAGACCUUCAGCGGCACCUGGUCGCACACGGGAUGUACACGACAAAACGUGACCAUCAGUAACAACAACGUCACUUCUCUUGCAUACUAGGCUCAUCUCUACUGAACUCAGUCGUCAUAUAUGCUAGUAUAAGCUGUGAAUUCCAUGGAUGUCUUCCAGAGUGAGCUUCAAAUUCCCAUCUCGUGUAGCUACCAUAACCCUACAGCCCCGACGCGCGUAACGGCGACGGCGACGAGCUCGAGAGCGUGUCCCUCAGCAAACAGCAGCAGGC
Molecule: messenger RNA, 1408 nt
Organism: Protomyces lactucae-debilis
Lineage: Eukaryota; Fungi; Ascomycota; Taphrinomycetes; Taphrinales; Protomycetaceae
Product: secretory lipase-domain-containing protein
Exons: 2
Coding region: 1-1227 (408 amino acids)
Biological process (GO): lipid catabolic process
Molecular function (GO): triacylglycerol lipase activity
Source: RefSeq, a predicted model, not a curated record